ACAUUGUUUUCCUUUUUACAGAAAAAAAAAUUGAAACUCCAAAUAGCUCAUCAAAAUGUUUUCCAAAACUAACCUUUUUCUUUGCCUUUCUUUGGCUAUUUUGCUAAUUGUAAUAUCCUCACAAGCUGAUGCAAGGGAGAUGUCUAAGGCGGCUGCUCCAAUUACCCAAGCAUUGAAUUCAAACAACAUUACUGAUCAGAAGACGGGUGCAGGAAUCAUCCGUAAAAUACCGGGUUGGAUACGAAAAGGUGCAAAACCAGGAGGCAAAGUCGCCGGCAAAGUUUGUAAAAUUUGCUCAUGUAAAUAUCAGAUUUGCAGCAAAUGUCCUAAAUGUCAUGACUAAAGUUAGGCCUCGAGAUUAUGUACUCUUGCUGGUGUGAGUUUAGUUUUGAGAAAAAAGGGAAAGUUAUGAAUAGCCUAAUAUAAUUCUAUUCACUAUGUUUUGUUAGUAAUUCUUAUUGUUGCAACUUGCAACAAGUCUUUGGGUCAAAAUGUACCUCUUGUCUUGUAGUCUUUCAAUUGUAUGGUACUGUAAUUGUAUGGUA
Messenger RNA from Nicotiana tabacum (common tobacco), 545 nucleotides. The record is from RefSeq and is a predicted model, not a curated record. Lineage: Eukaryota; Viridiplantae; Streptophyta; Magnoliopsida; Solanales; Solanaceae.